CAAGGUCACCAACAACUACAAGGUCCAAGCUUCUCUGUAGUACUAUCAUCCCCUAUUCAACGCCCCUAUUCUCUCUCUCCAGAAAAAAACUGAACUUUCAAUGUUCCUCCUGUACUUGUACAUAUAACAAAUGCUAUUCAUCUUCAUCAACCCAGUUCCAACCAUUUCAUCUUCUCCUUCUCUUCUUCACUGACCAUGGAAAACCCAACUUCAACGAAGACCUCUGAUUCUCUCUCUGCUACUCUUCGCAACUCAAUCCAAGCUUUGGGUCGUGGCUUUGAUGUCACAUCAGAUAUUAGGUUUCUUUACUGUAAGGGGGCUCCUGGGUCAAGGCUUGUUCACCUUGAUGAGGACGAUACCAGGGAUCUUGUUCUCUCCCAUGGUGUUGUUGUUCCCGAUGUCUCUGUUGACAUUGAUUGCUCCCCUGGGAAGAGUAGUAUAGAGAAGAUCCCUGUGUGUACUUUUCACGAGAUGGCAAAAUAUUUCAAUGAGAGGUCAGGCAUAACAGGACAGAUUCCACUUGGAAGUUUCAAUUCCAUGUUCAAUUUUACUGGCUCCUGGAUGGUUGAUGCCGCAGCUACCAAAUCUCUUGCCAUGGUUGGAUAUUUCAUUCCACUAGUUGAAGUUAAAUUAACCAAACUAAAUUUGGUCUUGAAUGAUGAAGUCAGGCGCGCUGUUCCUUACUCUUGGGAUCCAGCAUCCUUGGCAAGUUUUAUUGAGAAUUUUGGUACCCAUAUUGUUACAUCUGCAACAGUUGGUGGAAGAGAUGUAGUAUAUAUCAGGCAGCACCAAUCAUCUUCUUUGUCUGCCCCGGAUAUUGAGAACUAUGUAAAGGACAUUGGAGAUGAUAGGUUUCUUGAUGUGAAAAACGUUUCAGGUCCUGGUCCUUUAAAGUACAAGGAGAAGGAUGUUACUGUCAUUUUUAGGAGGAGAGGUGGGGAUGAUCUUGAACAAAGUCAUACUAAAUGGGUGGAAACUGUAAAAUUGGCACCAGAUAUCAUUAACAUGAACUUUACACCCAUUGUUUCUCUUCUUGAAGGAGUGCCUGGUGUAAAGCAUUUGGCCCGUGCUAUUGAUCUAUAUCUGGAGUACAAACCACCUAUCGAAGACCUACAGUAUUUCUUGGAUUUCCAAAUAACUCGAGUUUGGGCGCCAGAGCAGAACAAUCUACAACGAAAGGAGCCUGUUUGCCAGUCUCUUCAGUUCAGCUUAAUGGGACCUAAGCUUUAUGUCAGUCCAGAUCAGGUAACAGUUGGACGCAAGCCUGUUACUGGGUUAAGGCUUAGCCUAGAAGGAAACAAACAAAACCGACUUGCAAUUCAUUUGCAGCAUUUAGUCUCCCUCCCGAAAAACCUUCAGCCUCAUUGGGAUGCACACAUGGCCAUAGGGGCACCCAAGUGGCAAGGUCCAGAGGAGCAAGACAGCCGUUGGUUCGAGCCAAUCAAAUGGAAGAACUUCUCCCAUGUAAGUACUGCACCAAUUGAGUUCACUGAAACUAGCAUUGGUGACCUCUCUGGUGUUCACAUUGUCACGGGUGCUCAGCUUGGUGUUUGGGACUUUGGUGCCAAAAAUGUGUUACACCUCAAGCUCCUUUUCUCCAAGGUACCAGGAUGUACAAUAAGACGGUCAGUGUGGGAUCAUAACCCCUCCACUCCUGCUGCUACACAGAGACCUGAUGGCGCUUCAUCAUCAUUGACGAAGAAAACUUCUGAAGAUAAAAAGGAAGAUAGUUCAAUCCAAAUUGGAAAACUAGCAAAAAUUGUGGACAUGACAGAGAUGUCUAAAGGGCCCCAAGAUAUUCCUGGUCAUUGGUUAGUUACAGGGGCGAAGCUUGGAGUGGAAAAAGGAAAAAUUUUACUGCGGAUAAAGUACUCUCUGCUUAAUUAUUGAUUGAUGUUCUUGUUCUUGAUUUUUAUUUUUUUAAUAUGUUAUUUUUUAUUUUUUCCUCCUAACUAGAAAGAAACAAUAGUCAAGCAUUCUUUGCACAGGGAAUCUUUGAGUUCUUUUGUGAGUAGAUUUUGCUUAGUAGUUAUUUUAAUUGAUGGUCUAGCAAUCAUCGAUUAUUAUUUCUAUAAUUUUGAAUUCAAUUUUGUUUAUUUACUGGACAAUGGACAUAGUGAGUAGUGACAUGACAUUGUAGAGAGACUGAUAAUGGCCUUUUGUUUUAGUAUACCUUUUCGUCCUCAUUAUUUUGUUGAUUGAGAGGAUA
Gastrolobium bilobum is the source of this 2209-nucleotide messenger RNA. RefSeq names its product MACPF domain-containing protein CAD1. Gene Ontology annotation, biological process: plant-type hypersensitive response; regulation of salicylic acid mediated signaling pathway. Gene Ontology annotation, cellular component: plasma membrane. Lineage: Eukaryota; Viridiplantae; Streptophyta; Magnoliopsida; Fabales; Fabaceae. The record is from RefSeq and is a predicted model, not a curated record. The transcript has 6 exons. The coding region runs from base 196 to 1890 and encodes 564 amino acids.